Molecule: messenger RNA, 915 nt
Organism: Drosophila bipectinata
Lineage: Eukaryota; Metazoa; Arthropoda; Insecta; Diptera; Drosophilidae
Source: RefSeq, a predicted model, not a curated record
AUGGGGGAUAUACCGCCCCUGCUCGUGCCGCCCUCUGUGGGUGGCGUUAGCAGCGACGAUACGGCGCCAAGUGGCGCCCUCUUCAGGUACCAGCUGGUACUGCGAUCCGCAUCACUGACCAGCACAACCCAAUUUGUGCGAAUUUGCAACGCGGGAAAAGCGAUGCCACCAAAAGAGAGGGAGAAAGCUUGCUCCGGGGCCAGCAAGCCGGGAAAACGGAGCCACGGGGAACCCUUCGUUCCUGCAUCCCAGGUUUGGGAUACGCCGGAAAGGCAAUUAUGGCUAUCGCAAAUCGAAGCCCAAUUCGUUCUGGCGGGAAUAACCUCGGACGAAACGAAAUUUAACACAAUCCUAGCGUCAAUCGAAGCACCGGUGUUAGCCCGAAUUGCCGACGCCAUCGUCAACCAACCACGCACAGUCAAGUACGAAAAUUUGAAAUCGUGCAUCCUGGAACGCUUCUGCGAAAGCGAACAAAAGAAAAUCCAGAAGUUAAUAUCGGAGACCGACCUUGGUGACAAGCGCCCCACGCAACUGCUCAACGAGUUAAACGCACUCGCGGCAAACAAAGUUCAAGAAUCUUUUCUGAAAGCACUGUGGCUGCAGCGCUUACCAACACAAGUGCAAGCGAUCUUGCAAGCAUCGGACGCCAGCCUCGCAAACUUAGCUAAGUUGGCAGAUAAAGUGAUGGAAGUCGGUGAUUUUCAUCAGGUACGCACCAUCGACGCCAAGUCGGCGCCAACCAGCAGCGCCGUUUCCGACGAUCGUCUAGACCGCAUCGAACAACAAAUCAACGCGCUCUUCAGAAACCGUUCUGGGGAAACUGCUGGAGACAUGUGUUGGUACCACAGCAAAUUUGGUAACGCCGCCAAGAAAUGUCGCCAACCAUGCUCUUUUGCAUCCGAACCUAAAACCUAA